Molecule: messenger RNA, 2162 nt
Organism: Quercus lobata
Lineage: Eukaryota; Viridiplantae; Streptophyta; Magnoliopsida; Fagales; Fagaceae
Product: pyridoxin (pyrodoxamine) 5'-phosphate oxidase
Exons: 14
Coding region: 209-1798 (529 amino acids)
Biological process (GO): pyridoxine biosynthetic process
Molecular function (GO): FMN binding; pyridoxamine phosphate oxidase activity
Source: RefSeq, a predicted model, not a curated record
CACAUCAAAAUAACCCAUUUUUAUAUUGGACUGCCCUGACUAUUCACUACUGAAUUUAAACAAAAAAACAGAGCAUCAACCAUUUCUGACAUCUCACCCUAUCCUCCCAUUCGAGAUUAGAGAUGCAAAAAAAGUUAGUAUAAACACAAACCCAACUCAUAAAACAAAAUCUACUACCACCAUCGUACGUAUACAUACAUGAAAAACCAUGUGGUCAUCGUUGGCACGCAAAAGCCGAACCAUCAUGACAUGCCUAUUCCUCGGUACUCACCAAUCCUCACUCCCUCUCAUUUUUAACUCCAACGUUCUGAAACCUUCUCGCUCUUUCCACCACAACGCUCUCUCCAAUAAUAAACUCUCCCCGGCAUUUCUCACUCCAAUUCCGAGUCUUUCAAUUCGUGCAUUUUGUACAAAGCCCAGUGCAAAGAUGGCAGACAGAGCGGUUCAAAUUCAAAACCCAGACUCUAUAUCUUAUCUCACGCAACGUGAAGCCGCCGAGAUCGAUGAGAUCCUCAUGGGUCCUCUCGGGUUUAGCGUCGAUCAGCUUAUGGAAUUGGCUGGCUUAAGCGUAGCUGCAUCCAUAGCAGAGGUUUACAAACCGAGUGAGUAUAAACGUGUGCUCGCAAUUUGCGGUCCUGGGAACAAUGGUGGUGAUGGACUCGUGGCUGCUCGACAUCUUUAUCACUUUGGAUACAAACCGUCUGUUUGUUAUCCAAAGCGUACUCCCAAGCCUCUUUAUUCUGGUUUGGUCACUCAGCUCGAAUCACUGUCAGUCCCUUUCUUGUCAGUUGAAGAUCUUCCUUUGGACUUAUCAAAGGACUUUGACAUUCUAGUUGAUGCAAUGUUUGGAUUCUCAUUCCAUGGCACCCCAAGGCCACCUUUUGGUGAUCUUAUCCAAAGACUGGUUUCUUUACGAGAUCAUGAUCAAACACACCAAAAAUCCCCUGUUAUUGUCUCUAUAGACAUUCCGUCUGGGUGGCAUGUUGAAGAAGGAGACAUUGGUGGUGAAGGCAUUAAACCUGACAUGUUGGUUUCUUUGACUGCUCCAAAGUUGUGUGCGAAGAAGUUUUGUGGUCCACAGCACUUUCUAGGUGGUAGAUUUGUCCCACCAUCUAUUGCAGAUAAGUAUAAGCUUCGUCUUCCACCAUAUCCUGGCACUUCCAUGUGUGUCCGAAUUGGAAAGCCUCCAAAAAUUGAUAUAUCAGCUCUUAGAGAGAAUUAUAUUUCCCCAGAACUCCUCGAGGAACAAGUGGAGGCAGAUCCAAUUGAUCAGUUUUGCAAAUGGUUUGAUGAUGCAGUGGCUGCUAGCUUGAAGGAACCAAAUGCUAUGGCAUUGUCAACUGUUGGGAAGGAUGGAAAACCGUCAUCACGAAUAGUAUUGCUAAAAGGAGUUGAUAAGGAUGGUUUUGUCUGGUACACCAAUUAUGACAGUCGAAAGGCACAUGACUUAUCUGAUAAUCCCCACGCAUCACUGCUUUUCUAUUGGGAUGGUCUUAAUCGUCAGGUAAGAGUGGAAGGAUCUGUGCAGAAAGUUUCUGAUGAGGAAUCUGAGCAGUACUUUCAUAGCCGUCCUCGAGGAAGUCAGAUUGGAGCAAUAGUUAGCAAGCAGAGCACCGUAGUGCCUGGAAGGCAUGUUCUACACCAACAAUAUAAAGAACUGGAGGAAAAUUUUUCUGAUGGAAGUUUGAUUCCAAAACCUAAACACUGGGGAGGAUAUAGGCUUAAACCAGAGCUGUUUGAGUUUUGGCAAGGACAGAAGUCUCGCUUGCAUGACAGGUGGUUUUCAUCCCAUUUAUGAAAGGUUGCAGUAUUCUCCUCAUGAAAUCAAUGGACAACAAGUGUGGAAAAUUGAGCGGUUGGCUCCUUGACUAUAAGUUCAAUCUUCAUUCAAAGCAACUGUAGGUGAUGAACCACGACUUUGUGAGCGUACAUGUAUAUCCAAGAGUGAUUAGACUAAUGCAUAAUCUGUAGAGGAAAGCUUUUGAACAAAUCACACAGAUGGAUUCUUACAUAUCUUGUCAUCUUUAAAGUAUAAUUACCUCAGUUGUAAUGCCAUGAAUCUUCUAUGCAGGGUCUACAAAUCUUUAUUGUGUAAGGUCUACUUUAUUGUGGGACUGCUUCUGGGUAAUAAAAUGGAUCUGUGGAUCAAUGUUUUGAAAAUA